AUGGCACGGCAACGCACAGCACUCGCAGCACUCCUCCUCGCCCUCGUCGCGCUCCUCUGCACCCUCGCACCCGCACACGCGCAGAAGGAAGACUAUGGCACCGUCAUCGGUAUCGACUUGGGGACGACUUACUCUUGCGUCGGUGUCCAACGCAAUGGUCGCGUCGAGAUCAUCGCCAACGACCAGGGCAACCGCAUCACCCCGUCCUACGUCGCCUUCUCCCCCUCGUCCGGCGAGCGCCUGAUCGGCGACGCCGCCAAGAACCAGUACGCCUCGAACCCGACCAACACGAUCUUUGACGCCAAGCGCCUGAUCGGACGCCGCUUUGACGACAAGGAGGUCCAGCGCGACAUGACGCACUACCCGUUCAAGGUCAAGGCCGGCUCGAUGAAGCAGCCCGUGAUCGAGGUCAAGGUCGGCGACAAGAGCAAGACGUUCACCCCCGAGGAGGUCUCGGCCAUGGUCCUCGGCAAGAUGAAGGAGACGGCCGAGACGUACCUUGGAACCAAGGUCACGCACGCCGUCGUCACCGUCCCGGCCUACUUCAACGACGCCCAGCGCCAGGCCACCAAGGACGCCGGCACGAUCGCCGGCCUCAACGUCCUCCGCGUCGUCAACGAGCCGACGGCCGCCGCGAUCGCGUACGGACUCGACAAGACCGGCGGCGAGCGCAACAUCAUCGUCUACGACCUCGGCGGCGGCACGUUCGACGUCUCGCUCCUCUCGAUCGACGACGGCGUGUUUGAGGUCCUCGCCACCGCCGGUGACACCCACCUCGGCGGAGAGGACUUUGACAACCGCGUGAUCGACCACCUCGUCAAGCAGUGGAAGCGCAAGCACGACGGCCAGGACGUCACCAAGGACCUGCGCGCGAUGGGCAAGCUCAAGCGCGAAGUCGAGAAGGCCAAGCGCACGCUCUCGUCGCAGAUGUCGACCAAGAUCGAGAUCGAGUCGUUCUUCCAGGGCGAGGACCUCUCCGAGACGCUCACGCGCGCCAAGUUCGAAGAGCUCAACCUCGACCUCUUCCGCAAGACGAUGAAGCCCGUCGAGCAGGUCCUCAAGGACGCCAACUUCAAGAAGGAGCAGGUCGACGACAUCGUUCUCGUCGGCGGAUCGACUCGCAUCCCCAAGGUCCAGGAGCUCCUCAAGGAGUUCUUCAACGGCAAGGAGCCCACCAAGGGCAUCAACCCGGACGAGGCCGUCGCGUACGGCGCAGCCGUCCAGGGCGGCAUCCUCUCGGGCGAGGAAGGACUCGGCGACGUCGUCCUCAUCGACGUGUGCCCCCUCACGCUCGGUAUCGAGACCACCGGCGGCGUCAUGACCAAGCUCAUCUCGCGCAACACGGUCAUCCCGACCAAGAAGUCGCAGAUCUUUUCGACCGCGGCCGACAACCAGCCGACCGUCCUCAUCCAGGUCUUUGAGGGCGAGCGCGCCAUGACCCGCGACAACCACCAGCUCGGAAAGUUUGAGCUCACCGGCAUCCCUCCCGCGCCCCGCGGUGUUCCCCAGAUCGAGGUCACCUUUGAGAUUGACGCCUCUGGCAUCAUGAAGGUCUCGGCCGCCGACAAGGGAACCGGCAAGACCAACUCGGUCACGAUCACGAACGAGAAGGGCCGCCUGUCCCAGGAGGAGAUUGACCGCAUGGUCCAGGACGCUGAGAAGUUUGCCGAGGAGGACGAGCUUUUGAAGAAGAAGGUCGAGUCUCGCAACGCCCUCGAAAACUUCGCCUACUCUCUCAAGGCCCAGCUGUCCGACUCUGAAGGACUCGGCGGCAAGCUCGACUCGUCCGACAAGAAGACUGUCGAGGCCGAGAUCAAGAAGGUGCAGGACUGGGUCGACAGCGAGGGCGCGACCGCUACCGCCGAGGACUUUGACGAGCAGCGCGAGCAGCUUCAGGCUGCUGUGGCGCCUAUCACGGCCAAGGUCUACUCGAGCGGUGCGGGUGGUGACUCGUCGUCGUCGUCGUCCGGUGGGUACCACGACGAGCUGUAG
Rhodotorula toruloides NP11 is the source of this 1992-nucleotide messenger RNA. RefSeq names its product protein of heat shock protein Hsp70 family. The transcript is spliced from 7 exons. Gene Ontology annotation, molecular function: misfolded protein binding; ATP hydrolysis activity; ATP binding. The record is from RefSeq and is a predicted model, not a curated record. Bases 1 to 1992 code for a protein of 663 amino acids. Gene Ontology annotation, cellular component: nucleus; endoplasmic reticulum lumen; membrane. Gene Ontology annotation, biological process: cellular response to unfolded protein; endoplasmic reticulum unfolded protein response; protein refolding. Lineage: Eukaryota; Fungi; Basidiomycota; Microbotryomycetes; Sporidiobolales; Sporidiobolaceae.